AUGGGCCGCCUUUCUUCUCCAGCUUCCAGCAGCAACAGCUUCGAGCCCCGGGGCAGCAGCUCGAGCUCUUCAGGUGUACGUACACCCCAAGAGCCACCCCACGCUGACCCUUUGCUGCCUCCUUACGGGGGGGCCCUGGUGGCCACAGAGGACCAUGGGGGCCCCCUGGGGGCCCCCCAGGGGGCCCCGGGGGGGCCCCUGUUGUCCCCUCUGGAGGGGCCCGUGAAGGACGGCGUGGAGGGCUUCUUCCUCGAGAGGGGCCCCCGGGGGGCCCCCAGGAGGGGCCCCCUCAGGAGCCAGGUGGGGGGCCCCCUGUUGGCUCUCGCUGCUCUUGGGUUGAUUUUUGGGGCCCUAGUGGCUGGACUUCGCCGGCGGCAGGGGGCCCCUGCUGCAGCAGCAGCAGCAGAAAAGGGCGCUCUGACAGCAGCAGCAGCAGCAGCAGCAGCUCGCGAGGAGUUUGGCUCCGGGGCAUUUCCUUAUCUGCUUGACGAGGAGGGGAGACACCGCACUGCAGCAGAAGCAGCAGCAGCAAGAAGAGCAGAAGCAGCAGCAGCAGCAGCAGACGACGAGAAGGCAGCCUUGACAGCAGCAGCAGCAGCAGCAGCAGCUCGCGAGGAGGCCGGCUCGUUGCCUUACCCUUUUUGGAUUGACGGCGGUGAACACCCCACAGCAGCAGCAGCAGCAGCAGCAGCAGCAAGAGCAGCAGCAGCAGAGGCCGAGUCCGAGGACUCCUCGCUGGCAGCAGCAGCAGCAGCAGCUCUGGAGGAUUCGGAGUCUCCGCCAUUUUACUUUACUUUGAGCGAAGAAGGCUCGCACUCCACAGUAGCAGCAGCAGAAGAAGCAGCAGCAGCAGGAGCAGCAGCAGCAGCAGCAGGGGAGGAAGCAGUUUCGCCGAGCGGAGCAGCAGCAGCGCCGACUGCAGCAGCAGCAGCAGCAGCAGCACGGGAGGAGAACGGCUACACAGUGUUCCCCUUUGUGUACGAAGACGAGGAGAGACACCCCACAGCAGCAGCAGCAGCAGCAGAAGCAGCAGCAGCAGAAGCAGCAGCAGCUGACGCAGCAGCAGGGGCGGGCGCGCUGACAGCAGCAGCAGCAGCAGCAGCAGCACGGGCGGAACUGGGGGAGACUUUGCCUUCGCUGCACUUGGAAGAAGGCCCGCUGCAGCCAACUGCAGCAGCAGCAGCAGCAGCAGCAAGAGCUGCUGCUGCUCCCUCGUUCUUCCCGCUGUUUCUGUCUCCGCAGGGGCCCCUCUGCGAGGCCUUCAAGGAACAUUUUGCUGCUGCUUCGCUGCAGCAGUUCGUGGCCCGCAGCCAGCAGCAGGGCUUCCUGGGGGGCCACGAAGAAGCUCUUGUCUCUUUUUAUUCUUUUUAUUUGGAGACAAAAGAGCCUCAGGCUUUUCAAGAAAGUCCCAAAACUGACAGAGAAAGGAGACAGAGGGACUGGGCCCUCUUCCGCAUGCACCAGGCGCUGCUGCACAGCCACGAAGCUGCUGCGCUCAACAGACUCAAGGAACUGUCUCUUUCCAGCAGCAGCAGCAGCAGCAGCAGCAGCAGCAGCAGCGAGGCCGCGGGCAGCGCGGAGGCCCCCGGCGCCGCGCAGCAGCAGCAGCAGCAGCAGCAGCAGCAGCAGGAGCAGCGGGAGCAGCCGGGGAGCCCGGAGCAGCAGCGGGCGGAGCGGGAGCAGCAGCUGCUGCAGCGGCAGCAGCAGCUGCUGCAGCGGGAGCAGCAGCUGCUGCAGCAGCAGCAGCAAACGGCGGAAAUCAUGGAGGAAGUGAAGCAAGCUGCGCAGCUGCGACUCGAAGCAGCAGCAGACUGGCUCCUCUAUCAUCUGGAAGCAGGACUAAACCCUGAAGAAGAGUUGGGGCCCCCCGUUCAUACCCUUUUGAGGGCCCAAGAGGUCUUUUACUUGAAGCUGCUGCGCAGCUUGGGGGCCCCCCUGGGGCCCCACAGCAGUACCCACUUCACGGGGGACCCGCGGGAGGUCUACCGCUGGACCAUCCGCGAGUUCUUCCCCGAAGAGGACAGCUGGAUGCAGUACUUGCUGCCUUGA
Molecule: messenger RNA, 2049 nt
Organism: Eimeria necatrix
Lineage: Eukaryota; Apicomplexa; Conoidasida; Eucoccidiorida; Eimeriidae
Exons: 1
Coding region: 1-2049 (682 amino acids)
Source: RefSeq, a predicted model, not a curated record